UGUUAUCAUUUCGGGAGUGCCUGGUUAUUGCCCAACUGAUGCCGCCAGAAAUGCAGACCGACAGUGAAUCUGCUUUUUUUGAGCACUUGUCGUCGCUUUCAGCCGAAUAUGAACGCAUGACUUCCGAGAAUCGGCACUUGCGAUGGGCACUGGCUGAGCUUAGUGCUAAUCUUUCUGAUGUGGCAGAUGCGGACCAUAUUUGCCCGCCUGUUGUCCGUGUCCACAGGGAAGCCAGACAUGGUGCCAUGGAGGAGGACACUCUGCGACUGGAGGAAGUUCGCGAUUUUCAGGAUGAAGAUGUUCCUCCGAUGCCCGUCGAGCCGAUCGAAGAGCCUCCGGGCAAAAGUUCUUCCUUGACCUCCAAGCAGCGCACAUCCCAUCGCGAGUCCAACCGGCGAAUGAGCGUCGACUCCAAGGUAGCGAAGGGGAGAGCCACUAUUGCCGCUCGUCCAAUGUUUGGACAUUCGGAUGACAUGCAGGCAGUGAUUGCCAAUGAAAUGGAGCCGAAAUACGAUGUGAAGAACUUCUACAAGGAGACUGGUUGGGCCCAAUGGCUUGCCCGUCACACCUGGUUUGAGAACGCCACCAUGGCCAUCAUCGUCCUAUAUGCUCUGUACAUGUCCAUAGAUGCCGAUCUGAAUCAGGCCAGCAUCAUUACGCAGACUGAGCCCAUCUUCAUCAUUUGCGAGCAAUUCUUUUGCUUGUACUUCUUCAUGGAGCUGCUGAUCCGCUUUUUGGCGUUCAGUAAGAAGUGCCAGUGCUUAAAGGAUGGAUGGUUCGUAUUUGAUUUGGCCUUGGUGGUGAUGAUGGUAGCGGAGACCUGGGUCAUGAACCUAGUGAUUUUAGCUUUAGCCUCUUUGGGCACUGGUGGUGCCAACUUUCUGGGGGAUGCCUCCAUUCUACGUAUGGCCAGGUUGAUGCGCCUUACAAGACUGCUGAGGAUGGCAAGGCUCAUUCGCCUGGUCCCUGAGCUGCUGAUCUUGGUGAAGGCCAUCGCCUCCGCAGGAAGGUCAGUGGGUUUUACACUGCUGCUGCUCGGCAUUUGUCUCUAUGUCUUUGCCAUUGCCUUCAGGAUGACAUUGGAUGGCAGCAAUGUAGGUACUACCCGCUUUUACAAUGUGCCGAUUUCGAUGCACAGCCUCUUCAUGCAUGGCACCUUCCUGGAUGCGGUUAGUGAUGUGAUGGCGGAACUGUUGAAGGACAAUCUGAUUGGUUUUUUUUUGAUGUAUGUCUUUAUCAUCCUUUCUGCGGUGACGAUCAUGAACAUGCUGAUUGGCAUUCUGUGUGAAGUGAUCACAGCAGUAGCGGAUGCGGAGAAAAAUGCCCUCCAAGUGAGCUGGACCACUGAAGUGAUGCAGAGAUGUCUGGAGGAGGGUGUUGACACCGACAAGGAUGGCCAGAUCGACCGCGACGAGUUCCGAGGCAUGAUCGAGAAUCCGCAAGUGCGGAAAGUGCUCAACGAGGUCGAUGUGGAUGUGCAGACAUUGGCCAAUUUCAUCGAUGUUCUUUUCGAGGAUGAACUUGGUGGUGUUCCCCUGAGCAAGUUACCCUUUCCUGAGUUCAUGACGCGUCUCCUGAAACUCCGGGGCAGCAACACAGCGACAGUAAAGGAUUUGGUGGAUUUGCGGAAGUGGAUGAGCCGAGAAUUGAAAGAAGUCAGGCCGCAAGACCCUCUGCAGACAUCGCGAUCGGGCAACAGGCACGCUGUGUCCAUGAUCUCCCGAUGGUCUUUGAGUCAAACCAAGCCUGAACUGUUUGGCCUCAUGCCCGGCCAGGUCCCUGAGAGGUUGACAGAUGCUUGAGGCGAUCGUGCGCACCCACUGAGACCUCUCAGAAACCUGG
Cladocopium goreaui is the source of this 1842-nucleotide messenger RNA. Lineage: Eukaryota; Dinophyceae; Suessiales; Symbiodiniaceae. The record is from the annotation of a GenBank genome assembly.